AUGCCAAAAAUUGAGUAUAUUGGUCGUCCAUCUUUACACUUCUACGGCAAGCUCCUGUCAGAAAUAGCCAAAAACCUUAAAAACCGCGCCAAGGGUAGAGUAGUAAUAAAGGAAACUGAAACAGCAGAAUUCAAGGAGCCAUGCUAUUACAUUUUAAAAAAUGUUGUUCCACUUAUGUCUGAUAAAUCUGAUGUUAGAUGUAGAGCAUGGGGUAUACGGGUAUUCCGUGGCCGAAAUCUUGGCUAUUGUCUCCUACCGAAUACACAUGAACCAGAUUGGCGUCUUCUAUCACCUAGUGAAGCUGAACGUCUAACGUCCAUGUCAACAAAAACUGAUUUGGUCGCUCCGGAUGUUCCAGUUAGCUGCGUUGCUCAAGCUCCCCCUUUAUUGACAAUAUUUUUACGAAGAAAAAAUGUACUUCCACCACAAGUAGUGGAAGAAGCUGAAAAAUCUACUUACUCUUUAGAUAUACAACAAUCAAUGAGAGAAGCUAGUGGUUUAUUAUUGUUAACACCUCACCGCUAUGAUCCGACAAGUUUCAAAGUUCCUAUUGAACCGACUUCCGAGGAAAAAUCACGUAUGUAUCCUCCAUAUGAAUGGUCAGGUAAAAAAGGAUUAAUUAUAAAGCCAAAUUUGGAUCGAGAUUCUUAUUUAAUUCGUCGAUCUGAUACACCUGGAUUGUAUUGGCGUGUUCAUCUAGCGAAAUCUUCCAAAACAGAACAAGAUAGUGAGACAGUUUCAUAG
Molecule: messenger RNA, 744 nt
Organism: Schistosoma intercalatum
Lineage: Eukaryota; Metazoa; Platyhelminthes; Trematoda; Strigeidida; Schistosomatidae
Source: the annotation of a GenBank genome assembly